Erinaceus europaeus (western European hedgehog) is the source of this 3105-nucleotide messenger RNA. RefSeq names its product nuclear transcription factor Y subunit beta (gene NFYB). Gene Ontology annotation, biological process: regulation of transcription by RNA polymerase II. The record is from RefSeq and is a predicted model, not a curated record. The coding region runs from base 759 to 1382 and encodes 207 amino acids. Gene Ontology annotation, cellular component: CCAAT-binding factor complex; nucleus. Gene Ontology annotation, molecular function: DNA-binding transcription activator activity, RNA polymerase II-specific; protein heterodimerization activity; RNA polymerase II cis-regulatory region sequence-specific DNA binding. The transcript is spliced from 8 exons. NCBI's taxonomy places the organism in Eukaryota, Metazoa, Chordata, Mammalia, Eulipotyphla, Erinaceidae.
CCGCCCCGCUGCGGGCCGGGCCGGGCCGGGCCGGGCGCGGGGACCGUGGCGCGGCUCUUUGUGCUCCGGACCCGGAGCGGCGGGCCGCGGGCCGGACUCCGAGGCCGCAGAGGGGGCUCCGGGCGCCGUCGCGGCUCCUCUCUGCGAGGCGCCCGGGGCCGGCGGCUCCAUUUUGUGCCGGGAGCUCCGGCGGGCCUGGGGGGACGCGCCUCGGCCCCCGGACCGGAUCUGCCUCAGGUCCCGGCCGCCGCGCGGGGGACCCCGGGGGGCGCCCCCCUUCCGCCCGCGGGGCGCGGCGGGGCCCAGGCCGCUUUGUGUGGCCGCCCGGGCGUUGGGCCGCGCCGGGGGGAUGCGCGGUGCCCGGGCGGGACUGACAGGUCGGCGGGGCCGCGGGCACCUGGCCGGGGAGGAAGGCGCGGCUCCGGCAGCCCCGCAGCCUGGCCUCGGCGGGAGCAAUGCGGCCACCGGGCGGCUGGCGGCCCCGCUCUCGCCGCGAAGGUGGGAAGGCGGCUCCGGCGGGUGGACCCCGAGGUUCCUCAUCUUUGGGGGGGGGGGUGGAGGAGGGAAGCUCUGCCCGGGCCUUCGGGAACCGGAGCGUCUGAGAACAAAGAAUUUACGGAGCACCCACAAGUCGCAGUCUCGCCUCAAGUGCUGUAACAAGAUCAUCCCAGCAAGGUUGAAAUUGGACUGGCAUCAGACACCUUUUUAGAGGUGUCCUUGAGCACCAGUGACAGCCAACACAAUUCUGACAGUAUUUCAUGACAAUGGAUGGUGACAGUUCUACAACAGAUGCUUCUCAACUAGGAAUUUCUGCAGACUAUAUUGGAGGAAGUCAUUAUGUUAUACAACCCCACGAUGAUACUGAGGACAGCAUGAAUGAUCACGAAGACACAAAUGGUUCAAAAGAAAGUUUCAGAGAACAAGAUAUAUAUCUUCCUAUUGCAAAUGUGGCACGGAUAAUGAAAAAUGCCAUACCUCAAACGGGAAAGAUUGCAAAAGAUGCCAAAGAGUGUGUUCAAGAAUGUGUGAGUGAGUUCAUCAGCUUUAUAACAUCCGAAGCAAGUGAAAGAUGCCAUCAAGAGAAAAGAAAGACAAUCAAUGGAGAAGAUAUUCUCUUUGCCAUGUCUACUUUAGGCUUUGACAGUUAUGUAGAACCUCUAAAAUUAUACCUUCAGAAGUUUAGAGAAGCUAUGAAAGGAGAGAAAGGAAUUGGUGCAGCAGUCGCAGCUGCAGAUGGGCUAAGUGAAGAACUAACAGAGGAGGCAUUUACUAACCAGUUACCAGCUGGAUUAAUAACUGCAGACGGCCAGCAACAAAAUGUCAUGGUUUACACAACAUCGUAUCAACAGAUUUCUGGUGUUCAGCAAAUUCAGUUUUCAUGAUCUGAAGAAAUGACUGAGUGGGGAGUGCAGUGAAGUAAGAGCCUGUACAAUUCUGGGACGGACAGAGGCAGCAGAAGGAAAUGGCUGGUGAAAAAGAUGUCUCUUUGUAUAUUGAGUAGCUGUUAUGUAGCUUCCUGAUGCUCGACUAAUUGAGGUGUUAAUUUUGACUCGAGAAUCUUUUUUCACGAAUGAUUUUAAAAGAAAAAUUUGGAUCUUAAAGGUAUUAAAAUAUUUUUGUUUUGUACAAGAGUUUGUUGCUCUGUGUGACUCCUGUAUGCAUUGUAUAUUGCGAUUUAUUACUGUCAGAGAUUUGUAGACAGUUUCUUAUUUUCAUAUUGAAUCAUGUUACUUUUGUAAUUCAAGUAAGCAGCUGGGUUGAUUCCUGAUGUUUGCCCUUUUAAUAAAAUAUGAGGGUAGAGUUCAUUUUUGAAUGCAAAUUGCCUUUAUUGUAGAUUUGAGUUUGUCUUGGUUAUAUACUAUCUUGCAUGGUAACCUAGCUAGACUUUCAGCAUUCACCAUAUUUAUUAAGAUUUUUUUUUUAUAACAUUCAUAGUUUAAACAGCACCAUUUUUUUUUUUUUUUACAAAGUUUAAUUGAAGAACUAAAUGUGAGUGCAGAAGCAAAUAUUGUCUGCCCUGCUAGACUUGGUGCCCAUCAACAGUGUUUACACUGCUUAUUGUGCCUGUUAAGACUGUUUUAGUUUAUUGAAGCUUUUAAGAUGAGACUUGUUUUUGAGUUACAUUAUGAUUGUUGAAAUCCAUUUAAGAUUAGUGUGGCUUAGUACUCUUGAAAUGACACCUCUUUCCUUUUGAUUUUUUUUUUUCCACCCAGAAGAGAUUUUAUUGAAUGAUGGCAAAUGUCCUGAGUUUACCUUUUUUUUUUUUUUUUUUAACUGAAAUGCCAUUUCUAUUAGACUUGGGGAGCCAAGAAAUGUCAGACAUCAUUGUGUGUAUACAGACCUCUUUUUUGCAUGGGUGAGUGAGUAAGCUGAGUUGGAGAAUAGAAUGAGUGCUUUGAAUGCUAUGAAACAGAAGCUGCCAACUCCUAGUAUGUUGUCUUGCUCUUUGCAUUAACUAAAUUUAGAUAAUGUCAGUUUGUAUUAUCUAGUAGUCUAUGUGCUAGGCUCUUCCCUUUUUUAAAACAAGAAUUUGUAUUAUCUCAUUGUUUAUAAUAACUAAUUUGAUUUUUUUUAAUACCAGCAAUUGCUAUUGUAUAGUUUGUCUAAAAGGAAGUUUGAACAUCAUCUUGGAAAGACACUGAUGUUUAUUAGAAACAAUUUCCAAAGAAUAGGCAGAAUAGAAGCAUUUAUUAUCAGAAGGAGCCUUGGGUUGGGGGUGGGAGCACAUCUGGUAUAAUCUUGUAACUCACUAUCCUCCCAUUUGAAAAAGAGUCUCCGUUCCAGAAAAUCCAACUAGUCAGAAAGUGGUUAAACAAAAUCAACUGUCUUCCUACUAUGUUGAAAUAACUAAUGUCAAUAAUUUGGUAAAUACCAUUUGUCCUUUUGCUUUGCUAAAUAUGUAUAUUUUUAUAAAAAUGGGCUCAUACUUGCAUACUGUUUUGUAGCCUGCUUUUUUUCACUUAAUAUAUUGUGAUCAUCUUCCUAGGUUGUUAACAUAGUCUAUUUUUAUUUGCUUAUUCUGUUGUACAGCUAACCCAUCAUUUAAUCCUCUCGGACAUUUUGACCACUUGCACCAUUUUAAGUUAUAAACAGCACUUCACUGAA